UUGAGCUAUUAUACUUUCAUAUCCCCCACCGACAUUACCAUCCUCUUCUGAGAUCCAUUAAGCUGCUUACUUCACUGACUACACGCCCUGCAAAAACCAAAGCAAGAAGCAACUUCUAGCUAGUCCCCUGAACUCAGUCCUCCAAUGGAGUCUCCGAACCCAUCUACCGCCGGGAAGCCAAUUAGAUGCAAAGCUGCCGUCUGCCGGAAAGCAGGGGAACCGUUAGCAAUUGAGGAGAUAAAUGUCGACCCGCCGCGUGCCCGCGAAGCUCGGAUUCGAGUCAUCUGUACUUCCAUCUGCAACACGGACGUCAGCUUCUGGAGAAUGACGUCAUCCCCGGGCGGCUUCUUCCCCAGAAUCCUCGGCCACGAAGCCGUCGGAGUAGUGGAGAGCGUGGGCGAAGGCGUGACAGAGUUGAAAACAGGGGAUACCGUUGUCCCUGUUUUCCUUCCCGAUUGCGGAGGAGAAUGCGCCGAUUGUAGAUCGGAGAAUAGCAAUUUAUGUUCCAAACUGCCGUUCAAGCUCUCUCCGGGGAUGCCCAGAGACGGUACCAGCCGGUUCGCCGAUCUUCGAGGGAAUGUGAUUCACAACUUCCUCUCUGUUUCCGGAUUCAGUGAGUACACGGUUGUGGACGUUGCCCAUCUCACUAAGGUUGAUUCGUCGGCGCCUCCGGAGAGAGCUUGCCUCCUCAAUUGUGGAAUUGCCGCAGGUGUUGGGGCUGCUUGGAGAAAGGCGAAUGUGCAGAAAGGGUCGACCGUUGCAAUCUUCGGCCUCGGGUCUAUUGGUUUGGCUGUUGCCGAGGGGGCAAGACUUUGUGGUGCUGGGAGGGUUAUUGGGAUCGAUGCAUACCCAGAAAAGCUCGAGAUGGGUGAGAACAAAAUCACCUAGCUAGCUUAAUUUGGAGAGCGUUAUGAACAGAGGAUGUCUCCCGUUUCUGUCCUUUUCCCCUAUUGAGAGUUUCACAAACAAUGCAGCGAAGAAGUUUGGAGUCACAGAGUUUGUCAAUCCUGUUGAUUGCGGAGAUAAGUCGUUGAGCCAGGUGAUCAACGAGAUGACUGGAGGAGGUGCAGACAGUUGUUUUGAAUGCGCCGGUUCCCCAUCUUUAAUGGAGCAAGCCUAUGCUUCCUGUCGAAAGGGAUGGGGGAAGACGAUCGUGCUGGGAGUAGGAGGAGAAGGGUCAGAGAUGAAACUGAAAUGCAUGGACGUUCUCCAGAGUGGGAGGACACUUACGGGAGCUCUAUUUGGAGGCCUCAAACCCAAAACCCACAUCCCAAUUCUGCUGCAACGUUACAUCCACAAGGAGCUAGAGCUGGACAAGUUUGUGACGCAUGAGAUGGAAUUUGAGGAUAUCAACAAGGCCUUUGAUCUACUAGUUGAAGGGAAGUGUCUCCGUUGUGUGAUUUGGCUGUACCGCCCAGACCAGUCGGCUGCCUGCUUAAUGCCCCGUGUUGUGUGAUUUGUUUUGAAACAAAUAGUUCAUGGAGUGAUUUGAAUGCUGUAAGCCUGUAACAGAGGUACUUAGGGUUUGAGAAAGCUCUAAAUCCAUUAAGGUGUAACAUUAUACUACAAUAACUAGAUUAAGGUCCGAUUCACUCGUCGGAAGAACUUAAUUUAAUAAGUGAUAUCUCUCUCAU
Linum tenue is the source of this 1634-nucleotide messenger RNA. Lineage: Eukaryota; Viridiplantae; Streptophyta; Magnoliopsida; Malpighiales; Linaceae. The record is from the annotation of a GenBank genome assembly.